Messenger RNA from Corticium candelabrum, 1234 nucleotides. RefSeq lists its product as uncharacterized. Lineage: Eukaryota; Metazoa; Porifera; Homoscleromorpha; Homosclerophorida; Plakinidae. The record is from RefSeq and is a predicted model, not a curated record. The transcript is spliced from 10 exons. The coding region runs from base 91 to 1149 and encodes 352 amino acids.
UCAACUAUUGUCCGGGUCAUUGAAACCAAGGCCACAGAAUUUGCAAUAACGUCCGCAGUUUGUCAUUACGUAUGUCAAAAAAGUACAACUAUGUUGCAGUCUGAUGUUAUGAAUUCCGACGACAACGAGAGUGAUGAAUUUGAGGCGAGUGGCGAGGUCGGGGACGAGAAGACUGCGAGGGAUGUAGAGCAGACUUGGGUGAUGGCACGCAUUUCCUCUGCCACUUCUAUUCUACCCGCUGUCGUGCAGACGGGACGAGCACUCACAGGAAGACUGCAGACAUGGAUAGCGUCACAACUUCCAGACACAGUGGCAGGUGGAGAGCUCUUAACUGCAGCUGACACUCUGACAUCUGGUGAAGCUUCGCCAGGAGAGAUGCUACACAGUGUGGCUGUCGCUCUUAGAAGACAACACAACAUCAAUGAGGUUCAGUCUCAGCUUGGCCGAUUGAACACCUUGGCAAAUAUGGCUAAUUAUGUGAAGUGCAGACAAGUUGAGUCUGUACUGUCAGAGAAUCGACAGAACGUCGAUCGGCUUUGUUCACAAGUCACCUCACAGACAUCUGUCAUCAGAGAUCUAACUGGGCGCGUUUCAAGUUUACGUGAAGAUGUGGAGUGUCAACGCAGUGUGUCUGCAAGGCUUGAGCGUGACUUGAACCAACAAACAGUCCUCUUCCAGUCCUCAGUACAACAGACACGGAAAGAUAUCGAGCGGCAACAGAGUUUGCUAACAAAGCAACAAGAUAUUGUAAAUAGUCUGGUUAAUAGCAAGAUAAAGCAAGAUUUGUUUGUUGAUGGAGGGUUGCUGGGUUGUUCUCUUUUGGUAGUAAAUUCCUUUAUAGUCAAUUUUCCCUUGAAGGUAAUUUUGUCAUUUGUUCCAAGAGAUCAACUUCAAAAAUGGUUGAGAUUAAUGUUGAAAUUGUUGUUGUUGGUAAGGACAUUUAGUUAUGUCCGUGGGUUUCUAAUGAAAUAUGGGUUGCACAGCAGGGUGGGGUCUGUUUGGUCUUAUGCAAGGCUACUGCCUGCUGUUGGUGAAUGGUCUUAUGAACGCAUGUCUCAAUCAAUUUGGGGAAGACAAAAAGUUGUUGCAGGGAGUGAUGACCAAUUGAAUACCGAAUCCACUCGGCCCAGUGGAAUGGAGCUUUGUUGACAUUGAAAUUGUAUUCCAGUAGUAUUGUAAUAGAAAUAAUAAUAACUACUAUCACAACAAGAAUAUGAUGUAGCAGUACCCACUA